AUGGAUACGCAUAUAAACAGCUUGAGUUACUUCAGGAGUCACUGGACAGUCUGGAAGAUACAGGGAAUUGCCUAUAAACAGAUUUAUUGGAGGAAACUAUACUUAUUCUACAGUCUGUUAAUAAUUCUUUUUAUUACCAUUGGAUAUCCAUUACAUCUAGGCAUGUCAGUUUUCCAGAGCGAUAAUCUUCCGGAUGAUCUUAAGAACUUGACGAUCUUUGCCACCUGCCUCGCUUGCUCCCUCAAAAUAAUAAUAUACGCCUACAACUUUGAUAAGGUAUAUAAAAUGGAGCAACUUUUGAGGCAAUUGGACUCACGAGUCAGUGGAAAAGAAGAGACUUACAUAUACAACCAACUGAAAACACAGUUGCGAAAUAUUCUGUUCAUAUUUAUCAGCAUCUAUCUCCCAACUGGUGUUUUCGCGGAGAUGUCAUUUAUUUUUCAGGAUAAGCGGAGACUUAUGUAUCCUGCAUGGUUUCCCUUUGAUUGGCGAAAUUCCACUCGGAAUUACUGUAUUGCCAAUAUAUAUCAGAUUGUAGGCCUAAGCUACCAAAUAUUGCAGAACUAUGUCAACGAUUGUUAUCCCGCCGUUAUGUUGUGUAUAAUCUCAGCUCAUACCAAGAUGCUCUACAAACGCUUUGAACGUAUUGGAAUAAAAGACACUGGAGAUUCUGAGGUCCAAAAGGAACUGGAGGCUUGUAUCACGGAUCACAAACGAUUGCUAGAGCUUUUCCGAACAAUGGAGUCCUUCAUGUCCCUGUCCAUGCUCAUCCAAUUCGCAGUGACUGCUUUGGGUAUUUGCGUUAGCUCUGCGACGUUUAUUUUCUUCGUCACUGACCCUAUGGGUCGAACAUAUUUCUUUUUUUACGGAUUGGCCAUGCCUCUACAAAUCUUUCCCACCUGUUACUAUGGAACGGACACUGAGCUCUGGUUUGGGAAACUUCACUACGCAGCCUUUAGCUGCAAUUGGACCAAACAGAGCCGCAGUUUUAAAAAGAAACUGAUGUUGUUUGUGGAAUGCUCUCUAAAACAGAGCACCGCCAUGGCAGGUGGAAUGGUACGCAUCCAUGUUGCUACCUUUUUCUCCACCCUCAAAUUCGCCUACUCUCUCUUUACUAUCUUACUACGAAUGCAAAAGUAA
Messenger RNA from Drosophila innubila, 1140 nucleotides. Its product is annotated as odorant receptor 59a-like. The coding region runs from base 1 to 1140 and encodes 379 amino acids. NCBI's taxonomy places the organism in Eukaryota, Metazoa, Arthropoda, Insecta, Diptera, Drosophilidae. The record is from RefSeq and is a predicted model, not a curated record. Gene Ontology annotation, cellular component: plasma membrane. Gene Ontology annotation, biological process: sensory perception of smell; detection of chemical stimulus involved in sensory perception of smell. Gene Ontology annotation, molecular function: odorant binding; olfactory receptor activity. The transcript has 2 exons.